ACACGCUCUCUCGCACUCUCUCUCUCUCACACACAGUCCUGUUGAGCAAAUGAGCGCUGCUCUUAUUCGGGUCUUUGGAUUUGCAGUGAGUGGCAUGUUUCACAGCGUCUAGCCCUCUGACCAGCUUCUGUAUGUACAUGCAUGGACAGGACACGAUCUGAACCACUAUCGCAGACCACACUUGCAUCAAAAGCGCAUGGAAAGACUCUGAACACUGAAUUUGUGCCGACAGGCUGAGGCUCCAUUGGGGGGAAAGGAAAGAGACCAAGACCCAAGAGAUACACUGACAGACAAGAAGAGAGAUAGCCUCAGUGGUCCCUAACUCUCUAACGGUAAGGGUAGCAGAGGAGACAUACAAGAGGCAGUGAGUGUGUUCAGGAGAGCCAAGGGCAUUUGGGCUGCGUUACCCCUUUAGCCCUCUAGUGGGCGCCCUCCUCUCUCAUAUCAGGCCUGGAGGGCCAUUGACCAUCUGAAAGACUCCUCUCUCUCUACCACCUUCCACCACUCCCUCUAUCAGUCUCUCUUUUCAACAACGUAACGCUAAUCAACCCUCGUUGCCAUGGAGAAGACAUACUCCCUCACGGCCCACUACGAUGAGUUCCAGGAGGUCAAGUAUGGUGGUCGCUAUAGCAGCGGCACCCUUAGCAACGGCAUGAGCCUGCACUUGGGUGGGAGCCUGGACCGUAAUGUUGGGCGGGGCCGAGGCAAAGGGGGCGGGGCUAGUGAUCGGAAUCGGGACCUGAGUGGCAUCAACAGCGGACAGGGACUUCCUCGAUGGAGCCGCAGGGAGAUCUGCCUGCUCUCUGCUCUGGUGUUUGCUGCGGGGAUGUGUGUCAUCCUGGGCAGCAUGCUGGCACUCAAAUAUAUCUCCCUGGACUUCCAGCAGGAGGCGCACUGCAGACAGGACUGCCAGAAGAAACGCUCGUUAGUCCGAGCCGCACGCUUCGUCCAGGCCAACAUCGACCCCACCAUCCAGCCCUGCCAGGACUUCUACAGCUUUGCCUGCGGCGGCUGGCUACGACGCCAUGGCAUCCCAGAGGACAAGCUGAGCUACGGCAUCAUCACCGCCAUUGGAGAGCACAACGAGGAGAAGCUACGACGCCUCCUGCUGGAGCCCGUGCGCCGGCGCACCGUGGACUCGGCUGAACGCAAGGUGAAAGAGUUCUACCGCUCCUGUGUGAACAUCCAGGAGAUUGACAAGCUGGGGUCUGGGCCCAUGACGGAGGUGAUUGACAGCUGUGGCGGGUGGGACCUGGUUGGAGCGCCCUCUGGUGGUGCGGGGUGGGAGAGCAGUACUGCACCAGCCAGACCAGACUUUGAUGAGCUGCUCUAUAGGACCCAGGGGGUGUACAGCACGGCUGUCUUCUUCUCUCUCACUGUCAAUGUAGACGAUAAGAACUCUUCACGCAACGCUAUCAGGAUUGAUCAGGAGGGGCUCACACUGCCUGAGAGGACUCUGUACCUGGGGCAGGAUGAGGACAGUGUGAAGAUCCUGGCAGCUUACAAGGCCCUGAUGGAGCGUCUGCUCAGCCAUGACCUGGGAGCUUCAACAUAUUGGCGCCACUGGGCGCAUCAGAAGUCCAAGAGAUUCUACAGUCUGGAUAACAGCUGGCCAUGCGAUGAAGAGAUUGGGGUGUUUGGCACGAGCUACAUGGGUGAGAAAGUCUCCAAAGCAUCGAUCAAGACCACCUCCAAAAUGGUUCUCCAUAACUACAUGCUGUGGCGGAUUGUAGCAGCUCUCAGUGAACACCUGUCCACGGCGUUCCGGAGCACCAUCCAUGAGUUUUCCCGGGAGAUUGAUGGUACGGAGCGUCAGCUGGAGCUGGGGAUGCUGUGUCUCACCCAGGCUAACAAACACUUCGGCAUGGCCCUGGGAGCACUCUUCGUCAAGCAACACUUCUCCUCUCACAGCAGGGCCAAGGUACAGGAGCUGGUAGAGGACAUAAAGCACUCACUGGACCUCCGGCUGCAAGAGCUGGACUGGAUGGAUGAGGUGACCAAGGAGGCAGCCAGGGCCAAGCUGCAGCAUAUGAUGGUGAUGACAGGCUAUCCAGACUUCCUCCUCAAACCAGAGCUCAUAGACCAGGAGUACGGGUUUGAUGUGGAUGAAAAUACCUAUUUCAAAAACAUCCUCAACAGCAUCAAGUUCAACAUCAAGAUGUCUGUCAAGAAGAUCCACAAGCAGGUGGACAAGACUGCGUGGCUCCUUCCCCCUCAGGCCCUCAAUGCCUACUAUCUCCCAAACAAGAAUCAAAUGGUAUUUCCCGCUGGAAUCCUUCAGCCCACGCUGUACGACCCUGAGUUUCCACAAUCUCUGAACUAUGGAGGAAUAGGAGCCAUCAUCGGUCAUGAGCUGACACAUGGAUAUGAUGACUGGGGUGGCCAGUAUGAUCGCCAUGGAAACCUGAAGCAGUGGUGGACGGAGGAGUCAUACAAGAAGUUUCAGAAGAAAGCAGAGUGCAUCGUCAAACUCUACGACAACUUCACCGUCUACAACCAGAGGGUGAAUGGCCGUCUGACUCUGGGGGAGAAUAUAGCAGAUAUGGGAGGCCUUAAACUGUCUUACUUUGCAUAUCAGAAGUGGAUCAGAGAACAUGGUCCAGAAAGACCUCUCCCUGGACUCAAAUACACACAUGAACAACUACUCUUCAUCGCCUUCGCACAGAACUGGUGUAUGAAGAGACGGUCUCAGUCCAUAUACUUGCAGCUACUGACUGACAAGCACGCACCAGAGCAUUACAGGGUGAUUGGCAGCGUGUCCCAGUUUGAUGAGUUUGCCCGAGUGUUCCACUGUCCAAAGGGUUCCCCCAUGCACCCUGUCGACAAAUGUUCUGUAUGGUGACCCCUCAACACUGACCUCUGAACUUCACCACCCACCAACAACUAGAACUUACCUGUGACCUGAACUAAACUCUUCUAACCAACCUAUCAGACAUUAUGUUCAGUUUCACUUUUACUUCCAUCUCAAUCCUGGGACUACCUUUUCCUAUUAUCACAGAAUUUGCAAGCAAAUAAUGUCAUCACCACCAGGCAAAACCAUGAUCACUUCACUGUCUACUCAUGUAGAUAUCAAGUGCUUGACUUGGGCAGGAGCUCCCCAGAGCAGAGUACCGGCACCUCAAAUUUUCUACUGCGUGAGCUCCUGUUUCUCUUAUAAAAUAUUAGCUCAAAGUAUUGUGGAGCUCUUACACCUAAAUAAACAGUGCCGGCACCCAAUGUGAGUAUCUGCACUCAUUUAAGCAUAUCAUUUAAUUAUAUAUUUGUAGAUAUACAUCUAUUUUUUUCAACAGAUGUACUGUAUCAUGGGAUUACCUUUUUGGUUUUGAUUUGUGUGAUGUCAAUUCAUUAUAAUUAUUUGAAUCACUUUUGACAGUAGUCAAGUGUUAUUAAAUCCAAUUUAAUGCAACAGGUUAUCAAGAACUUUGUGUAGAAGGGAUUGGGAAUGGGGAUUGUACUGCCUGAAUGACAAUGGCCAGUAUGGACUGCACUCACUGGGAUCAGUGUGUUGCCUGCCAAUGUUUUUGUGAGUCUUUUCUAUGAGGUAAAUAGUGGACACCGUACUGCCAUGCUGCCCUCAAGUGGCUGAACAAAGAAGUGGUCUCCACUGUGGCGUCCUUGUUCGUCUUGACUGUUGUUUCUUGUCUGGUCUUGGCCUUGUGGACAUCAUUGGAAUGGUGUUACUGUGAGUAUGUGUGUGUUUGUACGGUUUUGAAGGUCCCUUUUUUAAUGAGAGUGGAAUCCAUAGUGACCUUUUGCUCAGGAUUUGUAGCUAAGUGUGUGUCCAGUGGCCAAAGUGCCAAAGAAUAGUGAUGGAACAUCAUGGAUUAGUCCGUCUAAACCCUUAACCCCUCCACUCCUACCUUAGUGUAAAUCAUGUUGAACUAUGCUUCACGAUCCACCGGAUACUCCAAACUCCUCACAACCCCAUGUCUCACUGUCAUACCCUAGAGUAUGGAUUCUUUAGCAAGAAGACUGUGUUUCUAAGAUGGAAGCAUGGUCCUGUUGAACAACUUCAUCUAUCCUAUUGGACAACUUCAACUGAGAGUCAUUUCGAUUUGACAUUAUGGACUCGGAGCCCUUCCUAUUGGAUUAUGUUAACUCCGGGGCCUUCCUAUUGGAUUAUGUUAACUCCGGGGCCUUCCUUGAUACAGCACAUACUCUCUCUGAUGAACUUUGAUGAAUGCCCCUGGCCUGGUCUGCAUAGCCAAGAAGCUUUCAAAGGAAGGAUCAAUAUGACUGAUAUUCCACGGUCAUAACAAAUCAUCUACAUGCUGUACACACAAAACUGUGACUCCAGUCAAGUCAGAGAAAAAAAGAAAAAACAUUUGUACAGUGAUAUAAAAAAUAUAUUAUAAUUUUGUAUAAAGAAUCUAAAAAAUAAGAACAAUCUAUGUAUAAGUUAUAAUUGUACAGUUCUUUUUCUGAAAACAGCAUGUUCAAAACCAGCUUUACAGUUAAGACUGAGAUUAAAGGAUGACAUCACACACAGUUCUCAGCAUUCAGCUGCCAUGUCAUAUAUGUGACUGCUAUCUCAUAUAUGUGGCUGCCAUGUCAUAUAUGUGGCUGCUAUCUCAUAUAUGUGGCUGCUAUCUCAUAUAUGUGACUGCUAUCUCAUAUAUGUGACUGCUAUCUCAUAUAUGUGGCUGCUAUCUCAUAUAUGUGACUGCUAUCUCAUAUAUGUGGCUGCUCGUGCUCGCUCAUAUUUCUUGGUGUUCAAUGUUUUAAAUAAAUAAAUGGGAUCACUGUGA
This is a messenger RNA of Salvelinus sp. IW2-2015, 4748 nucleotides long. RefSeq names its product endothelin-converting enzyme-like 1. Gene Ontology annotation, cellular component: plasma membrane. Gene Ontology annotation, molecular function: metalloendopeptidase activity. Lineage: Eukaryota; Metazoa; Chordata; Actinopteri; Salmoniformes; Salmonidae. The record is from RefSeq and is a predicted model, not a curated record. Gene Ontology annotation, biological process: protein processing.